This is a messenger RNA of Penicillium cinerascens, 1611 nucleotides long. RefSeq lists its product as uncharacterized. The record is from RefSeq and is a predicted model, not a curated record. The transcript is spliced from 2 exons. Lineage: Eukaryota; Fungi; Ascomycota; Eurotiomycetes; Eurotiales; Aspergillaceae. Gene Ontology annotation, biological process: mRNA splicing, via spliceosome. The coding region runs from base 1 to 1611 and encodes 536 amino acids. Gene Ontology annotation, cellular component: nucleus.
AUGAACAACGAGCAGUUUCGGCGGCUGCUAGACAACUCGUCAGGCUCCGAGAAAUCAUCUACGCCAGCCCGCAAUGCAGCAGCCGGCGGCGCGGACGCGGGCGCAGGCGGGCUUUUGGGCUCGCGAAUGCGCUCCAGCAUCCCGAUGACUCCGCGCUCUGUAUCUGGAGUCGAUUUCGCCCGCCAACUCGCCGAACAGCGCCGUGAGGGCGACCAGCGACCAAGCAAACGAUUCAAGUCCUCCGCCGCGCCCAAGGGAAGCAAACUGCCAACCGGAUACCAAGACCGAGCACAACUACGCAAUAUACAGGGAGAAGAAAAAAGCGAAAAUGAUCUCGAGAAACGGAUCAAAGCGUUAGAGGAGAUGGUGAAACUGGGGCAAAUCGACCAGGCGACAUUCGACAAGCUGCAGGCCGAGCUCGGCGUCGGUGGUGACGUCGGUAGUACACAUAUGGUGAAGGGCCUGGACUGGAAACUCUUACAACGAGUCAAAGCUGGCGAAGAUGUGUCGCAUGCGCCGGAGAAACUGGAACCCGAGCCAACAGAAAAGCCCGUACGGGAAGAGGAUGCGGAGGAGGAGUUUGAGCGCUUGAUGGAUGCAAAGGGCCAGGAAGAAGAUGUUUCUGCGCCGAAGAAGCAGAAGGAGAAAAAGAAAGGAACUAUGGCACCACCUCCGCCACGCAAGAAGACCAGAGAUGAGAUUCUCAAGGAGUUGAGGGCUAGCCGGGCUGCGGCAGCGCCGCCGCCGCCGCCGGAGCCGACAUUGGGCUCGAGGUUUAAAAAGGUUGGAGAUGGCAAGCCGGAAAAGACGCGUUUCGUGGAGAUUGACGGCCCUACUGGUCGCCGGCGAGAGGUCCUAGUCAUCACUGAUGCCGAGGGUAAUACGAAACGCAAGGUUCGGUGGAUUGAUAAGCCCACCGAUUCGACGGGAUCCGCUACUGCGCUCCCCAUGCCAGACAAGGCUGCGAAACCUCUGGGUAUGGAAGUUCCCGCCGAGAUCGCUGCCCGGGAAGCUGCCAACGUCCCUCAGGAAGAGGAUGAUGAUAUCUUUGCCGGGGUUGGCGCAGACUACGACCCGCUUGCUGGCAUAGUGGACGACGCAACUUCAUCCGAUGAAGAAGGCAAGACGGAGAAAGCUGCAGAGAAGAAGAAAGAGCCUUCCCAGGAAGAACAGAAACAACCGGAAGAAGCGGCUCCCAAGCCACGUAACUACUUCGGCACCACGUCUACUGCUCCCGAGUCCCAGUCAGAGGAUCGCUCUAACCCUCUCAUGAAAGACCCGACUAUCAUGGCCGCUCUCAAGCGAGCAGCCGCUCUCCGGCAAAGCUCUCCCUCCGCCGCAGAAGGCGAGUCCCCGGAGGCGUCUCUCCGACAGAAGAAGUUCCUUGAGGAAGCUCGACGGCGCGAUGCCAUGGAUGCUGCAGAUCUGGACAUGGGCUUCGGAGGUAGCCGACUCGAAGAUGAUGAGGAUGAGGACACUGUCCUACAUGACUUUGACGAAGACGAACGCGGCGGGAAAAAGCGCAAGCGUGGACCCAAGAAGAGGAAAGGUGACAAGGACAGCGUUAAUGAUGUGAUGCGUGUACUUGAGGGACGGAAGAAGGACGAGUAG